Molecule: messenger RNA, 1581 nt
Organism: Kazachstania africana CBS 2517
Lineage: Eukaryota; Fungi; Ascomycota; Saccharomycetes; Saccharomycetales; Saccharomycetaceae
Gene: ACH1
Product: acetyl-CoA hydrolase
Exons: 1
Coding region: 1-1581 (526 amino acids)
Biological process (GO): acetate metabolic process
Cellular component (GO): mitochondrion
Molecular function (GO): acetyl-CoA hydrolase activity; acetate CoA-transferase activity
Source: RefSeq, a predicted model, not a curated record
AUGACUAUUUCACAAGCAUUGAAAGAAAGAAUAAGAUACGCACCUUAUUUAGCCAAAGUGAGAGAACCACAUGAAUUGGUCUCUUUGUUUAAGAAUGGCCAAUACCUUGGUUGGUCUGGCUUUACUGGUGUUGGUACACCAAAGGCAGUUCCGCAAGCAAUAAUUAGUCAUGUUGAAAAAAAUAAUCUACAAGGUAAAUUGAGAUUCAAUCUUUUUGUGGGAGCUUCAGCUGGUCCAGAGGAAGAAGCAUGGGCCAAUCAUGAUAUGAUUAUUAAGAGAGCUCCACAUCAAGUUGGAAAACCGAUUGCAAAAGCAAUCAAUGCAGGAAGGAUCAACUUUUUUGAUAAGCACCUUUCCAUGUUCCCACAGGAUUUGACAUAUGGCUUCUAUACGAGAGAAAGAACGGACGGUAAGAUCUUGGAUUAUAUGAUUAUAGAAGCCACAGCAAUAAAGGAGGAUGGGUCAAUCGUCCCAGGGCCCUCGGUAGGUGGCUCUCCUGAGUUUAUCAGUGUUGCUGAUAAAGUUAUAGUAGAAGUUAAUACUGCCACACCAUCUUUUGAGGGCUUACACGAUAUUGAUAUGCCAGUAAAUCCUCCUUACAGGAAACCAUACCCUUAUGUUAAGGUAAAUGAUAAAUGUGGUGUUGAUUCGAUUCCAGUGGACCCUGAAAAAGUGAUUGCAAUUGUUGAAUCUACAACAAGAGAUAAAGUUCCCCCUAAUUCACCCAGUGACGAAAUGUCCAGAGGUAUUGCCUCUCAUCUAGUGGAAUUUUUCAGAAAUGAAGUCAAUCAUGGUAGGUUACCUGAAACUUUGUUACCUUUGCAAAGUGGUAUCGGUAAUAUUGCUAAUGCCGUCAUCGAAGGUUUGGCUACAGCAAAUUUUAAACAUCUAAAUGUGUGGACAGAAGUUUUGCAAGAUUCCUUCUUAGAUUUGUUUGAAAAUGGUUCUUUAGAUUAUGCUACAGCAACUUCGAUCAGAUUAACUGAAAACGGUUUCAAAAGAGUCUUCAACAAUUGGGAUUCAUUCAAAAGUAAACUUUGUCUAAGAUCUCAAGUUGUUUCUAAUAAUCCAGAGCUAAUCCGUCGUUUGGGCGUAAUUGCGAUGAAUACACCGGUAGAGGUAGAUAUCUACGCACAUGCGAACUCUACAAAUGUUAAUGGUUCUAGGAUGUUAAAUGGUCUUGGUGGGUCAGCCGACUUUUUAAGAAAUGCAAAGAUUUCCAUUAUGCAUGCACCAUCAGCAAGACCAACGAAGAUCGACCCGACGGGAAUUUCCUCAAUUGUGCCAAUGGUUCCUCAUGUCGACCAAACAGAACACGAUCUUGAUGUCAUAGUAACGGAACAAGGCCUGGCAGAUUUAAGAGGAUUGUCACCAAAAGAAAGAGCUCGCGAAAUAAUAAAACAAUGUGCCCAUCCUGAUUAUAAAGAUCUUUUGAUUGAAUAUGUACAAAGGUCUGAACAUUAUUGUGAGAAGAAAAAUAGUCUACACGAGCCACAUAUGUUGAAAAAUGCAUUUAAAUUCCACACCAAUUUGAUGGAAAAAGGGACAAUGAAGAUUGAAGGCUGGGACCCCAUUGAUUAA